CAGAACGGAAGAUGGGUAGGGAGAGGUGAUGAAUGGGAUGAGAGGAAAAAUUAGACACUACAGAAGCAGACGGCUGGAGAAGAAGGGAGGCGUUAGAUGGAGCGAAGAUAGAGGCCGUGAUUUGACAUUUGAGAUCGCUUUAUGAUAAAUAAUGACUAAUUGGCUAUUUUUCUCAUUUAAAUUUACUUCAACAUAGAAUUUCAUAUUCGCAAGGCCUUACUGACCAUGGCAUUAAAGAUGCUGCUUGCUGCUGUGAUUUGUUCUGAUCUGGCACUAGAGGACUAGAUAGGCUAGAGGUGAUGAUGGAGCCAUGAGAAUGCACCAAGUCUUUUUGCGAAAACUGAUGGGAGAUGAAGCCUACUCGACAUAAAAAAAUAUAUUUUCCCAGUAGCUAAAUUAUUUUGUUAUUGUUGCAGAUUUACUUCUGUUAGUGCCAUGCAAUGAAGCGUUUUGAUAAGCUGUAGGAGGCAUUUUGAUGGCACUUACGACGCCAGGGAAAGAUACAACGAGUACAUUUUGGAAUUUUGAACAGUCGGACCUUUCAAAGUGAGAUGCAGGAAUGAAUGUUCAGCAUUUUUCUCGCCCGAGGAUAACUGCGGUGCAGGCAGCUGGUCACAUUCUAAGAGCGGUGUCAUCUUUGGAGAGUAGAGAAAUAGAAGGCAACGGAGGGAAGCGCUGAUCUGUAGCGCCUAAUACUAAGUCCGUAUUUAACCAAGUGGAUAUUUCAAGCCUAUUUUUGCAGACGAGGAGAUUGUGUGCUGCCAAUGUCAAUGCAAAUGGUCCCUAUUUUUCUUGCCCUUUUAAGUGUAAAAUGAGGCUCGCCCUACACUGGAAUAAAGAAACGUCUGUCAAUCAUGUAUGUGCGGCUCGGUAGCCGACAUUAGCUUAGCUGCUACCCUACGUGCUUUAGCUGCUUAUUGAGCAUGAUUGAAGAGUGCAUUUCAGUAAGCUAACGACAACACCGAUGUUUUCUAUCAUCAUGCAUGCACCGACACGUUUUUAUGGGUGAGCUUUGAAAAAACACCCCAUCAUAUAGCGUAGAACAGACAAGAAAGCCAUGUCGGCGUGAAGGGAGCCGCACUGACUAUCUCGAAUUCCCCUUUUUAAGCUGCCACCGUCAACUGCGCUGUGAAGAGCCGCUUUUUGGAGAGGAAAACAGCGGCUUGUUCACUCCGCCUUUGGAGUCCUCGGCGACCACGGACUGAAUAUUUUCCCUUCGACGAACCAACCAAGCAAAAUGGGAGAGCAGCCUAUCUUCAGUACGAGGGCCCAUGUCUUCCAGAUCGACCCCACCACCAAGAAGAACUGGGUUCCCACUAGCAAACACGCCGUCACGGUCUCCUACUUCUAUGACAGCACGCGUAACGUCUACCGCAUCAUCAGUCUGGAUGGCUCCAAGGCAAUUAUCAACAGCACCAUCACCCCCAACAUGACCUUCACCAAGACCUCCCAGAAGUUUGGCCAGUGGGCCGACAGCCGAGCAAACACUGUCUAUGGCCUGGGCUUCUCUUCAGAGAACCAUCUGCUUAAGUUUGCAGAGAAGUUUGCGGAGUUUAAAGAGGCAGCCCGGUUAGCCAAGGAGAAAUCCCAAGAGAAGAUGGAACUCACCAGUACCCCGUCUCAGGAGUCGGCCACCGGUGACCUACAGUCACCUUUGACCCCGGAGAGCAUCAACGGUACUGAUGACGAGAGGGGCACCACCCCCGAAACACCACAGCACCCCCCCGAACCCCAUGCAGAGCCGUCCCAGAACCAGCUGCCCUUCUCCCACAGUUCGUCCAGUAUUAACAAGCACUGGGAGGCUGAACUAGCAGCCCUGAAGGGCAACAAUGCCAAGCUAACAGCGGCUCUGCUGGAGUCCACAGCCAAUGUCAAACAGUGGAAACAACAACUGGCUGCUUACCAGGAGGAGGCUGAGAGACUACACAAAAGGGUGACAGAGCUUGAGUGUGUGAGCGGUCAGACAACGGUGAUCAAAUCCCAGAAGACCGAGCUCAACCACACCAUAGAGGAACUGGAGCUGGCCUUAAAGGGCAAGGAGGAGGAACUGGAGAGGCUGAAGGAGGAAGUAGAGAGUGCCAAUGAGUUCCAGACUCAAAAGGAAUCGCUAACACAGAAACUACAGGAAACUGAGGAGAGGAACCAGACCUUGGAGGCUCAACUGGGGGAGUUGGAGCAGCGUCUGGAGGGCAGUCAGCUGGAGAGAGAGGCCUUCAGGAAGAGUUUGCGCUCCCUGCUGGAGCUUCUCGAUGGAAAGAUCUUUGAGCUAACAGAGCUCAGAGACAGCCUGGCCAGACUCAUUGAGGGCAGCAGCUAGAGACGAGAAAAGUGCUACAACGUUGCCCCCUAGUGAAGCAACAUCAUCACCACCGUCAUUACGACACAGUGACAGGAGAAUGAAUGCUAGUCAGUACACAGGGGCACAGUAUACAAAUAUUCACACUGUUAUUAGUACACACAGUCAUUCUGCACUCUGCUGUUAACAUGUACAUUAAUGGUGAAUAGUUAGAAUUGCUUGCUUGAAUUCCCUCUUUUUGGUUCAUGUUUACUAAACAUGCACAUUGCUGGUACAUCUGUACUGUAAACAUAAAAACACACAUUUAUGUGCGCUCAAGCACUCCACACACACGCACACUUCACAGAGGUCCUGUCAAGGCCAUGCUUGGCCAGCGCCUUUCAUCUUCUCUCUCCCGGUGGAAUGGUCUUUGCUCUCUGACUACAGGUUACAGAAUACAAACUGCUGAAAUGUGUAUUUUCUCUAGCUUUUUUUGCCAAGUCUGGCUAGCAUUUCAUAGACCAAGACAUUGAAUAGGCUGGGUUGUUUUGAUUUGGGGUUUUCUACCGUCAUAGAAAAGGGAAGCCCUAAUUUUCUACGUUUAUUUGGUGCAAGUUCAGUUAUGUCAUCCAGAGUCGGUGGUGAGUGUUUUGUUUGUGUUUACUCUUCGCUUUUGUCUGCCACGCAUUCAGGUCUGUUUUCUAACUACUCUACAUCUACCGGUAUAUUAAUAUAUUAUUACUACAGUACUAUUAUUGCUCGGGUUACUAUGGAGAUAUAAUUGUCAGCCAAAUGGGGAGUGGGAUCGGCUGUGGUCAUGGAGAUGUAGAUAGUCUGACUCAGUGGUCUCCACAGCGUAUCACUGGACUCUACAGCCGUUUGUUUUGAGGCCCCACCUGACGCUGGACUAGGGCUAAGUGUCUGGGGUCAGACAGAUGACUUCCCCGUGACCUUGUUAUUUAACACUCCCAGUGAUCUCUCUCAUUACAAGAGGUCAGCCAAGAAUGAGGACAGAUCUGGGAACAACUUCUAUACUAAAUGAGCAAUACAAAAAGGGAGUGUCAAGAAGAAAAAGAAACAUGUUCAAUCUCACUUUCAGGUAUUUUCCUCCUCUUCUGGGGAAAUAUAAGGAGAGACAAGGUGGAAACAACACCCCCCCAAGGCCAGAAGCUGGGGUUUGGGUCAGCAGUGACUAUAAAACAGUCUUUCCUUUCUAUAAACUUUUUUUAUUACAAAUACUAAUAUAUCAAAUUUAUAGUGCACUUGUGAAAAUGGAAUUGUAUGUUUGGGUGAAUCCAAAAUUGAAUUUUUUAAUUUUCCCUCCACUUGUUUUAGUUGCGACUUGAAGUGCAAUGAUCGAUUGGUUCCUUUGUUUUCCCUUAAUUUAUUACUCCAGCUAUAUUAUAAUCACAGAAUAUGACAAUUGUAUGAAACAAAUGUUUUGUUUGAACCUGAAAUUCUUUUCACUUUUUCUUUUUUUAAUGUCUGGUAUGUGGGUAUCAAGGUUGUUUGUUUUAUUAGCUGAGAAAAAAGAUUGGCAAUAUUUUUGAACUAUUUAAAAAGGAAACAGAUUUAUAGACACUUGAGCGCAGCAGGCGAGAUUUGCAGAGAGACUUUCUUUCCUUUUGCCAAAUAUGUUUCCUGUACAGAAUAUACAUUUUGCUGACGUUGCCUUUGAUACAAAGAUGCAUCAACGGUAGCUAACUACGGUACUUGUGUGGGGUUUAUUAUUGCCAAAAAUCUGUGAUAAUAUAUAAAAAUAAAUUAAACUACAUGUAUACCUGAAGAACACUAUUUAAGGGCUUGUUGCUGGCUCUGGUAUCUUUGGGAGACUUGAAGGGGGUUUCUGGGUUGUUGGCUUUAUCAUAGUGUCUGUAUUCCCUGCUACAGGUUGAAAGGGAAAAAUGUUUGAGUAAUAAUUCUAAAUGUUCAUUAUACUACACAAUUAAACACAAUUGUAACUCAGUUUAUAGUAAAAAAAAUAAUAAUAAUACUUGAGAAAACAAAGG
This is a messenger RNA of Esox lucius (northern pike), 4284 nucleotides long. It is a transcript of the gene homer1, whose product is annotated as homer scaffold protein 1. Gene Ontology annotation, cellular component: cytoplasm; dendrite; postsynaptic density. Gene Ontology annotation, biological process: G protein-coupled glutamate receptor signaling pathway; regulation of store-operated calcium entry. Gene Ontology annotation, molecular function: G protein-coupled glutamate receptor binding. The coding region runs from base 1238 to 2317 and encodes 359 amino acids. The transcript is spliced from 9 exons. The record is from RefSeq and is a predicted model, not a curated record. Lineage: Eukaryota; Metazoa; Chordata; Actinopteri; Esociformes; Esocidae.